Messenger RNA from Hippopotamus amphibius kiboko, 924 nucleotides. RefSeq names its product collagen alpha-1(I) chain-like. The coding region runs from base 22 to 918 and encodes 298 amino acids. NCBI's taxonomy places the organism in Eukaryota, Metazoa, Chordata, Mammalia, Artiodactyla, Hippopotamidae. The record is from RefSeq and is a predicted model, not a curated record. The transcript has a single exon.
CUGCCGCAGCCGGCUGUCCCCAUGGCCGAGACGGAGGCGCCUGCAGGCAGGACGGGCGGGCGGCCUCGGGAGAUGCCUCGAGGCGGCCGGCCAGGGGUAGGGCCCACCCCCGGCCCGAGGAGGCGGCGGUGGUGGUGGCCACGGCCGGGCCCGGGCCCGGGCAGCACCAGGUACGGCAGGGGCGGCCGCGGAGGGGCAGGGAGCGGGCAGAGCGGGGCAAGCGGCCCUCCGCGGACGCCGCGGACGGCGGGCUCCUGCGGGCACCUGCGGGCACCUGCGGGCUCCGCGCCGACGGCUCUGGCCUCCGCUCGCCAGUGCCACCCCCGCGCCCCCUCCUGCCGUCACCCUCACCUUGGCCAAGGGCACCCGCUGGGGCUGGCCCCGUCUGGCUGCCAGUGUGGGCUGCCCAGCUCUGACUCUUACGCUGGGCGGCCCAGCAGCUGCUGUGACCCCGGGACGGAGAAGCCGUGCGGCGGCUGCCCUGCCCCCGCACCCCUCCUGGGCCCGCUCUGCUUUCCCGGUGAAGCCCCUAGGGUUGGCGGCAAGGCCACCUCAGCUGGCCCCUCUUCUCGGGGACCUGUGCGUCCCACGAGCAUCCCCCAAGGGUGGGCGAACACCCCGAGGGUGCCAGCGAGGGGCGCCGGGGUGCAGUGGGAACCGCAAAUCCAAACCUACGGCGGGAGGAGGUUUGGCGCAGCUCCCGGCACCAGGAGGAGCCCCCGCCUUCUGCUGGGCUGGCUGGGGGUCGGGCAGACAGACCGCUUGGUGGGGCAUGGUGUAGGCAUUCUGUUGGUCCCCCUCGCACCCUCGGGGAGCAGCCCAGGUCCCCCAGCGGGGGCCGCGGCCCUCCCGGCCCCUGCCUCUCCUGUGGUCACGUCCACCCCAGCAGUCUGCGUGGUGAACACACACUUCAGAUGAGAAAGU